AUGGCAGAGCACCGGCAUUCAAUCAACCAAUGGAAUCGAAAGGAUCAAAUUCUCACAGGGAGUGUCGUGGUUGCUAGUGCUCUUCUGAUCACUGCCUCCUUCUUCAUCCCCGGUAUCUCCUGGCUAUCCUAUGGUCCUCAGCUCCAUGAUGCCAACCGCCUCUCCAUAAUCACUCAACGGAACCAACAAAUCGAAGCCUUCCCGCUUGUCGGCUUUGCUUAUGGGGACUGGAAUAUUGCAUCGAUCGUUCUAAUGGGAUGGAGCUUGCUAUUGAGUCUCGGCUACACCAAGAUUCUCUACACCUUGGCAACCCAUAAGGAAAGUCCGAAGAAGCCACGGCAAGCUCUCAUCGCCGGUGGGCUCUUUGAGAUCAUCUUUCAUGGGAUCACCGUUUUGGCUCCAGUCCUGGUGUUGAUCCCUCUAUCCGUCUAUUCUGGUAUGGAAAUCAAGAUCGGAGAGGCGUUUGGUGUUUGGAUCGUUGUAAUGGCGAGCCUCGAGGCGACUGGAUCGUUUUUGGUGGUGUGGAUGAUGAUCUUCAACGACAUGGCAACUCUUCUCCCUUCACUGGUCAAUUUCGCAUCAAUCGUACUGUUUCUGCUAAUCUGGAUUAUCUUUGCCAAGACUGAGAACUCGAAUACUAUAGCCCAAUACAAGGCUAUCGUACACAUCAGCAACGGAUAUAAUUUAUUCAUGCUGAUAUAUAAUGCUGUAAUUGGACCGAAAAACCCGGUCAGAUCAAUUCGCAAGCGGAAGUGUGGGCAACGCCAUCUUCGCGGUGGAGCGAACCUGUGUUGUAGACUGAUUGGAGGAAAUAAUGGAGAUAAUGGAGAACAUCGGAGAUACAAAGAACUCUGCAACUGA
Messenger RNA from Caenorhabditis remanei, 861 nucleotides. RefSeq lists its product as uncharacterized. The transcript has 4 exons. The record is from RefSeq and is a predicted model, not a curated record. The coding region runs from base 1 to 861 and encodes 286 amino acids. NCBI's taxonomy places the organism in Eukaryota, Metazoa, Nematoda, Chromadorea, Rhabditida, Rhabditidae.